CGUCGUUCGACAUCGAAACCUCGUUUCCAGCGUACCCUUAAACGCCAUUGAAGACCCUCUGACCAAAAUCAAUGAAAGGGAAAAACGGGAACGAAGAUGAAUCCGGAAGUUCGUCGCUUUUCGCAGUCAAAGGUGCGCAAGAAUCGAGAGAGCCUUGUGAGAUAUGUGGAAGUGUUGGCAUUGCUGGUUUGAUAAUGAUAUGUUUCAAGUGCAGAGAAACGCGAGAGCAUACUUAUUGCGCAAGGGUUUUUCUACCAUCUGUCCCUUCCAUUUGGCUAUGUGAAGCGUGCAGGCUUUCAUCUCGCGUAUUGCUCAUAUCUGAUGUUGCUGAGGAUCUAAUGGAUUCAGAGACCACUGUUGCUGAUUCUUCCUCGGAUCCAAAGAACCCUGACAAUUCCAGGGCAGAAGAUCAUGAAACUGCCAAACUAAGAAGUAAUGACAUGGAUCAAGAUGCUGUAGAUGCCGAAAUUGAUUUGCCAGUAAUCCUUCAGGCAUCUACAAGCGGCUCUAGCUAUGGAAUCUCUGCAAAUGUCAGCACAGUGAUUCGUCCGCCUUCGCGUCCACGAACAAGUCCCCUAGGUGAUGAUGAAACCUAUCUCUCUCGCACUUUAUUGAAAGCUAAAGAAACUUCCUCAGAAUUGAAUGAAUCAUCUCAAAACAAAGAGCUCCAACAACCAUCGCAUCAGGCCUUUCCUAAAAAACGCAGGACGUUUCGGUUGAUGGGCAAACACCUUCCACAGUCACGUCAGACUCUGGUCUCGUCUCUGAAUCAUCAAUCUCUAACAGAAAUGCCUCACCGAAGUGCUAACCAAGAACGCUUCAGCUGAUGGGUAAACUCCUUAAAGAUCUAAAGUCCAGCGAGUAAAACCCUUUUUUCUUGUGUAGCUCUCUAAUUGUUGUCUUGUUGUAGGUACAGAAGAAAAGAUAAGUAAAGAGGUCUUAGUUUGUGUGUAUAGUUUUGCCCACUUGAUUGUGAUACAGUUGUUUUUUCCUUGGAUCACAAGAUACUUACAAGUAGCGAGGUUGCACUUCUUCGAUUAUCAUUUUAAGCGACACUCAACGUACAUAUCUUCUUCUUUCUUAACCUGUGUGUGUUCUUGCUACUCUACUCCGUCAAGCAAAUUACUGAUGAGAAAGAUUAUUAUUCUAAAGCUG
Molecule: messenger RNA, 1155 nt
Organism: Thlaspi arvense
Lineage: Eukaryota; Viridiplantae; Streptophyta; Magnoliopsida; Brassicales; Brassicaceae
Source: the annotation of a GenBank genome assembly